AAAAAAAAGAUUUAGAAUAAACACAUGGACUCCAAUCGCUGGACGUCCGAUCGAUUCCUGGCCAAAAAACCUAGAAAAGCUCCCAAAUUUCAAUGGAAACAAAUCGAUACGCAAAGUCACCCAAAUUCUCUCCUUUACUUUCAAUCCAUGCAUUCCAGAUCGCAAUCGGAGACCUCAACAUGAACAAGUUUCAGUUCUUUCCUUAAUUUGUUUUUUCGAUUGACCACAUCCAAUUUCACUCUGAAAGAUAUCCAUCUCCCAUGGAUGGCUCCAUGGGAAUUAGCAUUCUCUUCUGCUCCAUCUCGAAAGCAAACCGAAUCCUCUACUCACACAGCCUCGAUCGCAACCUGGAAUCCCUCGCCUUCGCCGCCCUGCAAUCUGCGCCUUCUUUUCACUCCUUCUAUUCCCACACCGCCGGAGAUCGAACCUUCGCUUUCCUCUUCGACGAGGGCGGCCACACGUAUUUCGCCAUCGCCGAACGCUCCGCCUCCCUGUUACGCUUUCUUGAGCUGAUGCGCGAUCGAUUUCGCAAUAGCGUCAACGAAGACCGCCUCGUAUCCAUCGUCCACAACUCACCUUCAUCGGCCUUGAUGAAGACGGCCGAGGCGCCAUUGUUGAUCAGAAGUGUGGGCGAUGAAGAGGGCAUGGGUUCGCCGGGAGAGAUGUGGAUAGAGAUGCCGGUUGAGCCGGCAGGACCGAUGCCGCUCCAGAAGAGCUUGAGCGCUAGGGCUUGGAUGCAGCAGAAUGGGCGGCGAUUGUGGUGGCGGCAUGUAAAGAUCUUGGUCGCCAUUGAUUUGCUUCUCUGCUUGGUCUUGUUUCUGAUUUGGUUGGCGGUGUGCCGAGGUUUUCAGUGUAUUGCUUAAAAGAGCUUCUGGUAGACGAUCUUGUUGAGAAGGUGCAUCAUGAAGAUGGCUCCAGUGGAUCUAAUUUAAAUUUACAUCCAAAUUUUACAGCAACAAAAAUCUUGGCUCUCUAUGUGCCUCAAUCCAGCUGCAGACUGCUAGACUCAGAAUAUUCUUCCAUAUAAUUUUUCUGAAAUUACAUGUUUCUCUCAACCAAAGUCAAUGCUGCAAAUGGUGCCUGAGACCUAGGAAUAGAAACUAACAAUGUGAGCCGGUUGAGUCGAAGCCUUCGGUGCCUUCCUCGAGAGUCUAUGCUUUACCAUGGAUCUGCAACCAUUGUGCUGAGACUUCCAUCAUAUUUCUUCAAGUCCUCAUACUGAGACUGCUACCAUUCAAAUUAGAUCUUAUGUCUCUUUUGAUAAUCUAUAGAAAGAUCUGAUUUUGUAGCCACGGAAUGGCUUAGAAAAGAAAAUGGGAUGGCAGAUCACAUUGAGAUCAGUCUGUGAGGAUUAUGCUGCUUGUGUGGUGGUCUCAUUCUCCUAAGUUCUCACCACAAAGGAUUUGUUUAGAAAGUUAAAGCAGCGUCUUCUUGCUGAAGAUCUUCAUUAAAAUCUCUGAAGCAGUAAAAUGAAGGCCAAAUUUUUGUGCUUUAUUGGCUUUUCCUUAAUGUUUCAGUAUAUAAAACUUUGUUAUGUUAUUAGCUUGUAAAUCUACCGAAAUUUGUGUAGAUUUGAAUAUGGCAGAAUUGAUGUG
Phalaenopsis equestris is the source of this 1595-nucleotide messenger RNA. Its product is annotated as phytolongin Phyl1.1-like. NCBI's taxonomy places the organism in Eukaryota, Viridiplantae, Streptophyta, Magnoliopsida, Asparagales, Orchidaceae. Bases 261 to 863 code for a protein of 200 amino acids. The transcript is spliced from 2 exons. The record is from RefSeq and is a predicted model, not a curated record. Gene Ontology annotation, cellular component: membrane.